Molecule: messenger RNA, 762 nt
Organism: Dentiscutata erythropus
Lineage: Eukaryota; Fungi; Glomeromycota; Glomeromycetes; Diversisporales; Gigasporaceae
Source: the annotation of a GenBank genome assembly
GUGAGGUUCAGUUUUUUUCUUCAUCGCUUUUCGUUUGGAAUUGCACUUCCGGUUUUGGGUGGCUACUAUUUAAUCGUAGUUGAUUUUGAUUUCCUGGAAACACAUUCAACUACCACUUAUUCAUUCUUUUUAGUUGAUUUUGAUUUUCUGAAAACACAUUCAACUACUACUCAUUCUUUCUUUUUAGUUGAUUUUGAUUUCCUGAAAACACAUUUAACUACCACUUAUUUAUUCUUUUUAGUUGAUUUUGAUUUUCUGAAAACACAUUUAACUACCACUCAUUCUUUCUUUUUAGUUGAUUUUAAUUUUCUGGAAACACAUUCAACUACCACUCAUUCAUUCUUCUUAGGUGAGGUUCAGGUGAGGUUCAGUUUUUUUCUUCAUCGCUCUUCGUUUAGAAUUGCACUUCCGGCUUUGGGUAGCUGCUAUUUAAUUGUAGUUGAUUUUGAUUUCCUGGAAACACAUUCAACUACCACUCAUUCUUUCUUUUUAGUUGAUUUUGAUUUCCUAGAAACACAUUCAACUACCACUCAUUUUUUCUUUUUAGUUUCGGUUUUUUUCUUCGUCGCUUCUUCGUUUGGAAUUGCACUUCCGGCUUUGAGUGGCUGCUAUUUAAUCGUAGUUGAUUUUGAUUUCCUGGAAACACAUUCAACUACCACUCAUUCUUUCUUUUUAGUUUUGGGUGUUUUCUUCAUCGCUUCGUUUCGAAUUGUUGCUGGUGGUGAACUCGAUAGCUUUAUAACUUCCGGUAUUGCUUUGUAG